Messenger RNA from Osmerus eperlanus (European smelt), 1120 nucleotides. RefSeq names its product ribosomal protein L5a (gene rpl5a). Gene Ontology annotation, molecular function: 5S rRNA binding; structural constituent of ribosome. The transcript has 8 exons. Bases 145 to 1041 code for a protein of 298 amino acids. The record is from RefSeq and is a predicted model, not a curated record. Lineage: Eukaryota; Metazoa; Chordata; Actinopteri; Osmeriformes; Osmeridae. Gene Ontology annotation, biological process: translation; ribosomal large subunit assembly. Gene Ontology annotation, cellular component: ribosome; cytosolic large ribosomal subunit.
CGUUUUUUAAACAAAGACACCCUCCCAUACGGUAGGGGGCGAAAGGAUUUGCAGUCUGUAUUUAAAAUUAGGUUUGUUGGGUCAGCAAUUCUUCCGGCAUACGUGAAAAUACCGAACGGCGAAGAAUAUUGAAAAUCUUCGAAAAUGGGCUUCGUCAAAGUAAUCAAGAACAAGGCCUACUUUAAGAGGUACCAAGUUAAAUUCAGGAGAAGGAGAGAGGGGAAGACUGACUACUUUGCUCGGAAGCGCCUGGUCAUUCAAGAUAAGAAUAAGUACAACACGCCCAAGUACCGCAUUAUUGUGAGGUUCUCCAAUAGAGACAUCUGCUGUCAGAUUGCCUAUGCGAAGAUCGAAGGUGACCAUAUUGUGUGUGCGGCCUACUCACAUGAGCUGCCUAAGUAUGGCAUUACUGUGGGCCUUACCAACUAUGCAGCAGCCUACUGCACAGGCCUACUACUGGCUCGCAGGUUGCUGAACAAGUUUGGGCUGGACCAGGUGUACGAGGGCCAGGUGGAGGUGACGGGAGAUGAGUUCAAUGUGGAGAGUGUCGACGGGAAGCCCGGGGCCUUCACCUGCUACCUGGACGCCGGCCUCGCCAGAACCUCAACAGGAAACAAAGUGUUUGGAGCUCUUAAGGGUGCGGUCGACGGCGGCCUGGCCAUUCCUCACAGCCUAAAACGCUUCCCAGGUUAUGAUGCAGAGAGCAAAGAGUUCAAUGCAGAGUUGCACCGAAAACACAUCAUGGGCAUGAACGUGUCGGAUUACAUGAGCUACUUAAUGGAGGAGGACGAGGAGGCCUACAAGAAACAGUUUUCACGCUUCAUAAAGAAUGGAGUCACGCCAGACACAGUUGAGGAAAUGUACAAGAAAGCACACGCCGCGAUCAGAGAGAACCCCGUCCACGACAAGAAACCCCAAAAAGACGUCAAAAAGAAGAGGUGGAACCGUGCCAAGCUCUCCCUGGCACAGAGGAAGGACCGUGUCGCCCAGAAGAAAGCCAGCUAUUUACGAGCGCAAGAACAAGAGGCUGCGGAUGGCUAGCGGUGUUUCUCCCAGCACCAGUCCCCCUCCACAGACACUGCUACACAUUGGUCAAAUACAUUUAUUGCAAUGCCUUAAA